Messenger RNA from Bactrocera latifrons, 2019 nucleotides. It is a transcript of the gene Buffy, whose product is annotated as bcl-2-related ovarian killer protein. The transcript is spliced from 6 exons. Gene Ontology annotation, cellular component: mitochondrial outer membrane. NCBI's taxonomy places the organism in Eukaryota, Metazoa, Arthropoda, Insecta, Diptera, Tephritidae. Gene Ontology annotation, biological process: extrinsic apoptotic signaling pathway in absence of ligand; intrinsic apoptotic signaling pathway in response to DNA damage; regulation of apoptotic process. The record is from RefSeq and is a predicted model, not a curated record. Gene Ontology annotation, molecular function: protein homodimerization activity; protein heterodimerization activity. The coding region runs from base 1063 to 1914 and encodes 283 amino acids.
ACUUCCAAGUUUGCAACUCAUUAAUCGCUAAGGUCUCCAUUGCGAUUCCAGCCAUCGGCAGCUAAGUACGAAAUCGUUCAACAAACGCUCGCCGCCGAAUGCUCUGAAGUUUUCAUUGAACCGCCAAAGUACGCGGACGUUUCAUACUCGUAUAACGCGCGUCGCGGUCGGUUGGAGUGUGCGCAGCAAAGUGGUACCUAUGGAAGCCAUAAAUCAGUUUUGAAAAUUUCUCCUGUUAAAAUAAAAAAAUAUUUACCGUUGUUUAUAUGUUAUCGGUAAAUAUUAUUGGAAGCACGUGAGAAAAUCGAUUUAAUGAUAAACUUUCCCCCCGUUUCGCUGUAUGAACUUUAUUUAGUGUGAGUGUUGAGUACCGAGUGUUUUGUUUUUGUGUACAAAAAAACUAUAAAUAUAAUAUAUGGGAAUAAAUGAAGCGCGCCGUUAAUUGUGAUUAUUUGGUGUAGACUUUUACAAAAAAGCCAAUUCGCUCCCAGAUUAACCGACAAGGUGACUAAUGAAGCCGGCGUACACUCGAAGACGCAACAAAAAACGUUGCAGUGGAAUUAACAAUGAAUAAAAUCGAAAAAAGGGCGCAGAAUUCAUUGCCUUCCGUUGUGUGCAUAAUUAAUUAAUACAACAUUUACAAUAACAUUAAUACAUAAUAACAAUAACAACAACAAUAAUAAGAUAAUAAUUAUAAUAAAGCAUAUCAUGGCUUGUGCUAUCACCGGCAGAUAGCCGUCGUGCAUGAAUGUAUGUAGAUAACGGUAUUUUGUGUCUGCGCAUCUGUGUGGAGUAAUAAAAAGCCGAAUUUAGUUAUCAUAUCAACGAUAAAUUAAACAUGUAAAUAUCGGCAAUAAUAAAGAAUUACCUGGAACUCAUGCAUUCUCCGAUAUAUUUAUAUCCACAACAAUAACAAUAACAGCUAGUCUUCGCAAUUGCUUGGUUUGUUGUGGGUGGCAUCAGCGAGUGGAUUUACAAUAAACCAGUGGGUGUGCAGCUGGUGCUUUUAGAGCAGAGUGAAUUUCGGUGUCGCAUUUGGUGGUAGAAUUAUUUGCAUAAAACAUGAACAAUGAUAACUUUGGCUUUCCCUCGCAUGGAGAACGGCUGCUGCAGGCGCAGAAUCGACGUAAAUUUAGUUUUCCCGCAACAUUAAGCUCUACCUCUUUAUUGGAGGUGAAUCAGAAUAUAACACGUCGACGCCUGAGCAAUGUGAGCGAUGUUGUCACAAGAAAAUUGUCCUACACGAUCGGCUGGAAGGCAACGCAAAUACCCACACAGGAUAUCAUAUCACAGGGACGUUGCAUAUGCGGUCAGUACAUACGAAGACGCCUGCGUCGUUCUGGGUUGUUCAAUAAAAAGUUGGGCUUUCAACGCAUACGUAGUGUACUCGGCACUCCUUCGAUGGAGAUAGUGCGAGAGGUAUUCCCAGCUGUGAUGGUGCUCGGUGACGAGCUAGAGCGCAUGCACCCGCGUAUCUACACAGGUGUUGCAAGGCAAAUUUGUCGUGCACCAAGCGGUGAAUUUCAUUCAGCCGAAACGAUUACAUUGCUGUUAGGUGCCGUAGGUCGUGAUCUGUUUCGUUCUGAAAUCACAUGGAGCAAAGUUAUAUCCCUAUUUGCAAUUGCCGGCGGACUUUCCGUAGAUUUCGUGCGUCAAGGUCAUCCGGAAUAUGUACCUAAAUUGAUUGAUGGUGUGUCCGAGGUGAUUGAAGAUGAAUUAGUGUCGUGGAUCAAUGAAAAUGGCGGUUGGCUUGGCCUCAACACACACGUAUUGCCGGUGACAAGUAAUUUUAGCCCAUUGGAAUGGACCACCAUCAUUAUCGGUUGCAUUUUCGGUUUAUUUGUCCUAUAUAUGCUAUUAAGAUUUAUAUUUUUCUAUAUAGUACCAAAAGUGUAUCACCGCCUGACAUCAUAGCUAAGUUAUAUGUAGCUACGUAAUUUCCUAUUUUUAUGUACGAGUAAGUGCCCAUACUUCACUAAUUUAGUUUUAAUUGUACAAAACUAUUAGAUAAUAUUGUUU